Adineta steineri is the source of this 972-nucleotide messenger RNA. The record is from the annotation of a GenBank genome assembly. NCBI's taxonomy places the organism in Eukaryota, Metazoa, Rotifera, Eurotatoria, Adinetida, Adinetidae.
AUGAACAUUUAUUUAAUACUGAUUGUAUUCAUAAAAUUGGUCUUUUCUGUUCAAUAUAAUCAACCAUGUACAUUUUCAUCUGGUAGUUGUAAAUGGAGUAUAGGUCGACGAUGGCAUAUUAUAAAUCUAGAUAAUAAUAAUAAAAUAUUAAUUGCUGAUGCUGAAAGUAAAGAAGAUGAACGAAAUGGUUUUACUGAUGUAAUUAUGACAUCAUGGUUAUAUUUAUCUUCAUUAUGUUCAUAUGAAAUUCGAUUAACAUUUCGAUAUACUAUUCAAAAUGAACAUGAUUUUCUCGAAAUUUAUUCUAUCGAAAAAUCUCGAACACGAAUGAAUUUAUUAGGUCAAUGGAAAAGUUUAAUCAAUAAAAAUAAUUCAUUAGAUAUAAAUGAUUCUAUAUGGCAACAAGGAAAUGUGACAUUUAAAGCAUCGAAAGAAUUUCGAAUUAAUUUUGAAGUUAGACAUUUACCCGAUACGAAUAAUAAUUCUAUAGUUUGGUUUGCUAUUGAUGAUAUUUUAAUUGAAAAUUGUCCAAAUGAGGUCAUAAAUACUACAAAUGAUACUCAAUAUAUAAUUGAGACUACGCCGACAAUACCAGUUUUAUCAACUACAGAUGCUUAUUUAAACGAAAAUAAUUCUACAAUAUUUAAUAUAUCUUCUUGGAAAUUAGAUGAUUUAUCUACUGAUAGUUCAUCAUCUCCUCGCCAAACACUUUUAACUUUAAUUCUUUAUUUAUUUUGUGCAUUAAUAGCAUUAACAUUAUUAAUUAUUCUCUUUACUAUUCUUAUAUUUACAUAUCGAAAACAUUGUUGUUCAUCAUCAUCAUCAUCAUCAACAACAAUUAUAAAUGAACAUCGAAAUCGAUUUAAUAAAAAUCAAUUAAAUAAUCGUAUUGGAAUACAAAUUGAAGAUAUUGAUCGUGAUUAUCAAACUGUAAAAACAAUUGAUAGUACUAUUCGACCAUGCUUUGAAUAA